GGCGCAGGCGCGCGCUUGAUAACUCUCUGCAACCAGUGCAUUGUGGUGUGAUACGCUGUGAUACCAUGUUUACCUGUGCAGUGAUAAAUUGAAAGGAUUUGGAUGUCAAUGCUGCCUGAAGGUGGAGAAGUGAUGCGCCGCGUGGCAUGCGCCGACGUGUGCCCCGCGCCGCCCGCGCACCCCCACCUCAAUAAUAACAACAGAUCAGAAAACAAAGAACUACUACGGCAACAACUUCUGUCGGCGAGUAAAGAUCGGCUCACGGAAAAGACUGAUCCUCCCAAGCAGAAGCUGGCAAGGAACCGACAGAAGAACCGAUGGAAGUUAAAAUUCCAUCACCAGGCACUUCCCCAAGAGUACCUUGAUCACUACGAGCAAAGUUUGCAGAAAGCGAACGCGAAACAAGCCCAGAAACCAAAGCCUCCAGAAAAGAAACCAGAACCAAAUUUUGAUAUAAACAAUAUAACAAAUGAAACCUUCAAGAUAUGGGCACAGAGGCUAGCGGGCAUACAGAAUGAGCCUGGUUCAAUGACCACCGUACCUACAGUAUUAAACAUGGCAGCUAAACAGUCUAAUAAAGAUGAGAAGAAGAAAAAACAUCCUACUAUAGCUCCUAGCAAAAUUGUAACUUAUGAAGACUUACCAUACAUGGGGGAGAUGACUCUGAAUAACUCCAAACCUCGGAGAGGUCGCAAACCAAAGAAGGCAGACAUCUGCCACCUCAUAUACGAGAACUAUGGGACAGUUGUGCCAGGGCAGCCACCGCCUGUGCAAGAGCGAUUAAAUUCCCUUACUAUGUGUCCUUCUUAUAGAACUGAAAACGGUCCGAGUACUCCUAAAACUGAUCUGCAGAAUAAAAUUAUAUCCAGUCUAUUAGAAAGGAAACUGUCACAGGAACACAAGAGGAGAUUAGAAAAUAUGUCACCGCAAAGAUUUAAUAGUCCAGACGAACCUAUGCCUGAAGCUCCUUUAACGAUACCUGGUCCGCUUCACAGCGAUGACGAACCCUUAAAUUUGUGCAUAAGAGACCUCCACGAUUUAAAGCUGCAAAUUCAAAAGAAGUUCGGUAACAUUUAUCCGUCAAUGCCUGACGUCAAAACUGAAGUCGAUGUGGAGCCGGAGACACAAAAAACAGAACAAACCAACGCCAUCUCUGUGAUACAGAGGAACACCAAUCUUCUACCUAUGACCGCGAGUAGUUCGCCCGAUCUUUCGCGGCAAACUAGAACUAUUUCUCCUGCUUUAUCAGAACCGGCACAAUCUACUUCGAGCCCUGAUGGCGACGGGAAGUUUCCAGGAUAUGUGUACUGGCCUAACGCAGGCAUAUACAUGCAUCCUUUAGCUUUACAAACGCAACUUUUAUAUUAUCAAAGGUUAGCAGCUGCUGGACAAUUACCGAGCGAAGACCAAGAACGAGUUCUUUCAACACCUAAUAGUGUAAAUGAAAGUGUAUCAACAGAAACAAAUUCCUCGGUAGACGAGAGUAAAAACAAAUUAGUAUUAAAACAAAUAUCAGAACUUCUAGAUCCUAAAGUAAUUAAGCAAGUGGAAGAAGCUAAACGAAGUCCGGAACAGCCGAAAUUGAAGAGAGCUUCACCGAAUCCGAUUCCUGGGCCCGUUAAAAGAAAACGAUCGGCUAUUUUUAUUCCCCCUAUGCCUACAAAAAGUAGUUCAACAACGCCUACUACAGAAGUCAGUAUCUGUAAAUUUAAGUUCACAGGUGGAUCCAAACCUUCAUUACAAGAAAAGAAAAUGUUAUCCGUAGACUCGGGAGGCAACUUUAGAUAUUACAGUGGCACUGGAAACAAAGGCAACAAAGGCUACGAAUACAUGCAGAGGGACGCGAACCAAAACAGAAAUGCGGAAGCAGAGGCUUCUGUAUCAACGUUACCGAAAACAGAAGGGCAAAGCUCGUCUAUGAGUAAGGAGGAACUGAACAAAAAGAAGAGAAAGUCCAGAAAAAGCUUACAGAGAGAAAAAUUGGAGCAGACGUUUAAGGAAAAGGGGUUUCUAAUACAAACUCAACAGUUGCAGUCCGCUGAAGGGGCGACGUAUUGUAAGUUUAGGCAAUUGAGGAAAUUCACCAGGUAUUUGUUCAGGAGUUGGAAAGACUACCUGCCUGGGGAGUUAGAAGAGAAAAAUAACGGGGAACCUGCCCAAGAACAACAGGCAUCACCAUCGGAUGAAGCAAACGUGGGAGAAUGGGGCUGAAUCUCAUUCAGACGUUCUUUAAUAAGCCAAAGAAGUGAAAGAUAAACCUGGCUACUAAACGAUGCUAGUGGCUGAAUUAUGCAUUUAUUAAUGUUUAUAGUGAGAUUUAAAUUGUUUACUACAAAUUUAUCAGAAUCGCCACUCCGUCCACGUACUGAAUUGUGUGCCUUUCGCUUUGUUACGGUUUGUUGUGUACCUUUUAGUUAAUAAGUAGAUCUAAUAUAGUAAUUGAUCACAUUAAUUUAUAUUGGUACUUAACUCAGAGGUGAGUCUCAAACUUUUACUGGUACAUAAUUGAAAGCUGGUAUAUGAAUUUAACUCAAUAAGAGUAAUAUUCAAAUACGCACUAAGUCAUAACAUACAUACACAUAAUACAUAGAUAUCACAUUAUAUAUAAUAAUAAUACUGUUGCAGUUUCUUAAAAUAGUGAGGCCGUUACCUAAUGACGUCAUCGUUUAUAUACUUUUUAAGUUUAGAUCCUUUGUGGAACAAGUGAAGGUAUAGAUAUAUCUACUUAAUUUUAAGCCGUAAUACAUCGCCAUUAAGGUUCAAAAUAAAUAACAUUUUGCAGUUAUCUUAUCCAUAUUUUGGACAUAAUGUGAUCAAAUACUAUUAUUAGCGGUCUCUUUUUUAUAAAGUUUGAGCGUAUCGUAAAAUAUUUAUUUAGUGUAAUAUUUGAAAAACAUGAUAUUUACAAAUAGUUAUUAAAAUACAUUUCACAGUUUGUCUGCAUUUAAAAUUACAAUUUCAUCAAUUUAUUACAGUCAACAAAGUUAUUAAAAAAAGAUAACUGUGCAAACAUUCUUAUAAAUUUUUUUCUUCUAUUAAAGUAUUAGUACACCUAAUGGUACAUAAAAUAAGCUAAGCCACUAUGUAUUUAUAUAAAAAACUAUUAUUGUUACUAACUUUUGUUGUCGACUGUACACAACGCUCAGGCAUUUUUCGGAUUGGCUUGUAAUAGCAUCGUAUGUUCCUACGAUUGUUAAGACAAAAAGCAGGCCCCUUAUAAAGAGAUCCAAUUCAGUAAUUAAGUAAACCACUAACAAAACUAGUCAAUUGACACCUCUAACAUAGAUUUUAGUUAGUUAAAAAAUGUACAUAUGCAAAGAGCGAGAGUUAUCUAGUCAUUAAUUUUAAGUUUUUUUGUUAAUUAACUUGUACAGUUUUAAUGAAAGUAAUAUAAUAAUUGUUUUAUACGUAAUUUAAUUAAAACACAGUUUUGUACUCAAAUUUUUUUUUAUUGCAAAACAUAAUGCCAUCGUGAGAGGAAUGUAUAAUGUCCCGAAAUAAAGAUUAACCAAAUUUAU
Messenger RNA from Diatraea saccharalis (sugarcane borer), 3518 nucleotides. The record is from the annotation of a GenBank genome assembly. NCBI's taxonomy places the organism in Eukaryota, Metazoa, Arthropoda, Insecta, Lepidoptera, Crambidae.